AGCAAACUGCGCUGCUCGGCCUUAAAACAAUACCUACAACAAUGUCACCAAUGCUCAUACUAGUUCUUCUUCUUCCAUGAGCAAUAUGGCCUCAAGACGACAAAAUGGCUAGCGGGCAUGCAGACGACGAUCGUGUCGUAUGGUCUCGUUACCCGCAACCCUCACAUCCUGAGAAAUCCCAAAGUCUCCCCAGCAAAGAGCGUAUUCUCAUCCUGCAUCCCGGUUACGACAGAACUCUCCUCAUACUGCCUCGUCUAGAUGCUGGCGGUUUUCACCAUGAGACGAUACGAAUCGCCUGUGGUAUUCUCGUCAACAACUCGUGGGACGGCUUCUUCUCCUUGGGCAGAAGAGGCGAAGAUCCGGUUCCAUUGACAGAAACGAUAUUGAAAGAGGGAAAAUACUAUUUCCAGACAUCACGAUCACUGGACGAUCUGAAUUAUGCAAUCACUCCCAACUUUGGACACUGGCGCUUCCCAUAUCAGAAUCUCCCUCCUUCCUGGCACGACAUUUCCUCCGACCUCUCCUCCUCUGAGCAAUCUUCGCAACCAUACCCGUUUGGUAGUGACAGUUGCCGAAUCACACUGUUCGAAGACGGCGUCGAAGAUGCCUACCUGAUCCCCCGCACCGAAAGGCAUUGGUUCAACUCCAAUUUGGGCCUGUAUACCAACACCACCACAAGAGCAGACAAGCUUCAACACCCAGACAACAUGAUCCGGCUACGAAGCGAUAUACACAAAAUUUUUGACGCGAAAGUCUUCACCAUCGUACCCAUUGAGGGACGGUUAGUCGUGUCCUGCUUGAACGCAAUGCCUCGCUCUCAGACUGCACAAAUUUACCAUGGCGUCGAAAUCCACCAAAUCGAAAACCGAGAUCUUCUCGGAGAAUUUCUAUUCGCACGUUUUGCGUACACCAUCUUUGAGCUCCUGCGAGGAUUCUUGGAAGUAAAUGCAGAAGUAAAGCUCCGCCUUUGGAUCGACAACAAGAUUACAGAGGAGAUUUGUGAUUCGGAACGUUCCUCUCAGUUUGCCAGAACCACAGCAAGUCAGGGUAAAAGUUGUAGCGCCAGUCCGCGCAAGCGUCCACGUCCGGGUCCGGCAGGCACCGGAUCGGCCGGGGAUAGUGGCGAUAUGUAUAGUGAUGAUGAAGAUGAUUCGGAAGAGGAGGUUCGAGGUCGUAAACGGAGACGAAGCGCUUCUUCCGAAUCAAAAGACUGGUUCGAGGAGAGGUGGAUGCCGAGCUUUCCUCAUAGCCCUCACAUGGAGGUUACAGUUCAAUAUUGAUAUGGACUGUCGACGGUACACGCAUGGUUGAGGCUUUUGAUUAUGCUACAGGUGUUAUUGAGGGCCGCCGCAGCAGUGUUGGCACUAGCCACAUGACCAAGAUCUCCUGAUAUAGAUCAAGUGGUAUAAAAACUCCUCGUCCAAGCCAACUUGUACCAGCAGUAAUUUCGU
Exophiala oligosperma is the source of this 1451-nucleotide messenger RNA. RefSeq lists its product as uncharacterized. NCBI's taxonomy places the organism in Eukaryota, Fungi, Ascomycota, Eurotiomycetes, Chaetothyriales, Herpotrichiellaceae. The transcript has 2 exons. Bases 105 to 1280 code for a protein of 391 amino acids. The record is from RefSeq and is a predicted model, not a curated record.